GGAAUAGUCGUGGUUCAUUUUUCCACCGGAGCACUGCCAGCCAGCAGUUAACGGGCAGUAGAAGCCGAGCGGCCAACACGGAGCUGCUCAUCUACCCUGUUACGAUUCAAGAAAGGCUUUAACGGUACCGUUUUAGAUACUGACUAAUGCGUUUUAGCAUCUAUGUUGACGCUUAACGUUUUUACCCUUGCGUUAGUUUAAUUUUAGCCCUUUACCGGAGCGCAUGGAGUCUGCAUUAAAAAGGUCGGUUAAGUGUUUUGCGGACCAGCGCUCAAGCAGCUAAUGUUAGCUAGCCGCGGACAGCCACGGUAACGGUGUGGACGGAGAGUGGGGAAGCUCGGUGCUGCUGGACGCUCUGCUCCGGACGAACGUCGGCGUUACCCUGAACAAUGGGCCUCAUCUUCGCCAAACUGUGGAGCUUCUUCUGCAACCAAGAGCACAAGGUGAUCAUUGUUGGAUUAGAUAAUGCAGGGAAAACAACUAUACUCUAUCAAUUUCUGAUGAACGAGGUGGUCCACACGUCUCCCACCAUCGGAAGCAAUGUGGAAGAAAUAGUAGUGAAGAACACUCACUUCCUCAUGUGGGAUAUAGGAGGCCAGGAGUCUCUCAGGUCUUCCUGGAACACUUACUACUCCAAUACAGAGUUCAUCAUCCUGGUGGUGGACAGCACAGACAGAGAGAGACUGGCCAUCUCCAAGGAGGAGCUAUACAGGAUGUUGGCUCAUGAGGAUCUGCGGAAAGCAGCUGUGUUGAUAUUUGCCAACAAGCAGGAUAUGAAGGACUGUAUGUCUGCAGCAGAGAUCUCCAAAUACCUCACCCUGAGCUCCAUCAAAGACCACCCCUGGCACAUACAGUCCUGCUGUGCGCUUACAGGAGAAGGUUUAUGUCAAGGUCUAGAGUGGAUGACAGCCAGAGCCGGACUCAGAUAGCCCCUCCUUCAGCCGUCGAUGGCCUGACUACCUGCAGCACCUGUACGGUUGCACAGCAGCUUAUCAUUACUGGCUAAUUGUUGCUUUUUAUCUUUUUAUUUUUUUAACGACAAAGAUUGACUUUGAUCUCUAGAGACACAAGUGCAGGACGUCUCCUCUGCUUGUUUGUUGUUACAAAGCAGCAGAUUCUGUUUCCAGUCGAUGGAAAAACAAUCAGAUCAAAUGUGGAGUGAAAAAGCUGCAUACACUACAAAGAAGAUGAAUUCAGAGGAUCUGCGUGAGAGGCAAGGCUCAUCUACACUACAACCUUAUCGUGUUGCAUUAUAUCAUAUCAUGUCUGAGCAUCAGCAUCACAGGGAUGCAAGUUUCUUCAUGUUCAGGUCAAACUUUAAGGGAUCACGAGCAGUAUUGAUGGUGGUGGUUCUGCACAUAGCUUUUGAAGAGUUUAUACAUUAUCAUUUUUUCCACUUGGAUAUGUUACAAGUCAGUUGCAUAAGCUACGCUUUUGGUGGUAGUUCUUACACUAACUGUCCUUUUUUGUAACUGAGCCUUUUCAUUUUGGUUGUUUGGAUUGAAAGUGUUGGCAUGUAGAUUAUUUCGUGAUCUAUCCUUAUUGCUACAGAUGGAAAUGAAGUUAGCUGUUUACUGAAUUCAUGAAAACAAUAAAUGGCUGUAAGAUUAUUUCAGGCUCAGUUUUAACAUUAACAUCAGUAUUUGAAAUUCAAACACUUGUCAUUGAUGCUUUGUCUUUUUUAUUUAAAUGCCUUCUCUACUUAUAUGUUGUGAUGUUUUGUAACUCGCAUCUAGACCUGUUUUAAUAGAGGAUUCUUGGUGCUCUGAGUUUAUGUGCUCCACUGCAUCAUUGUUCAUUUUAUGCAGCCGUGUCGGCACAUAUAUAUUGUAAAACCAAGCAUUAGGAAUAAGGUGCCACAACAAAGGAGCUGUUGUUACUCAGACUGUCUCGGUUGAUGUUUCAGUAGCAUUAAGAUGAUCUAAAGUCCAUUGUUUUAUCAAUGAGUUGUAAUACUUGAUCCUCAGCUGUAAGUAAGCUGCUGUCCAAGGGACCAUAUGUCACAUGCCAUGUUUUUUUUUUUGUAACCAAUUUCCAUUUUUAAACCUUGUGAAGGAUUCAUUGAACUAACAGAUCUAUGCACGUGUUGUCUUUAAACCUUGUAUACCUUUUUUCCAGAGUGGUUAAAAAGAAGGGGUGCACGAGUUUUGGCAAAUCUAAAUCAGGCAGCUGUUGUUCAUCAGUCUGGAAGUUCUCUCUCGGUUAUCGGGACAGGUUAUUCUUAGUGACAGCUAAUAGGUGACCUGUGCAGACCCUACUCUUAUCACAGUGCCCUCACAAAGCAAGGGCACUGAUCAUAUGCUGUCAGAGUGGUGGGGUCAGGUACUAUGUUUCAGUUUUGUUUUCAAUAAAGGUUUUGAAUGGA
This is a messenger RNA of Betta splendens (Siamese fighting fish), 2365 nucleotides long. It is a transcript of the gene arl8, whose product is annotated as ADP-ribosylation factor-like 8. Gene Ontology annotation, biological process: vesicle-mediated transport; protein localization to Golgi membrane; intracellular protein transport. The coding region runs from base 390 to 929 and encodes 179 amino acids. The record is from RefSeq and is a predicted model, not a curated record. Gene Ontology annotation, cellular component: trans-Golgi network; cytoplasm. NCBI's taxonomy places the organism in Eukaryota, Metazoa, Chordata, Actinopteri, Anabantiformes, Osphronemidae. The transcript has 6 exons. Gene Ontology annotation, molecular function: GTPase activity; GTP binding.